AUGAUGAGGCAAAUACCGCUGGCGUUGGAAUCGAUCAAGGGUGGAAAAGUCAGCGAAGUGAAAUGUUGGCAAGCGAUGGUGCAUUGGAUAAUCGUUUUUUCUUCAUCUUCGUCAUGGUUUCUUGUAAAAGGGAAUGCUCCAAUUCAACAGAUCUUAAACAAUCUGUGCUCCAAGAUGGUGACCCCGUUGACUGAACCCGAGAACUACAGGCGAUUAGCGGAUUCCCUCUUUCUUGCCGUCAACGAAUCUCGUCCUCUCAUCAGCAACGAAACUCUCAACGCUCUUUUCUCCAUUGUAUAUAAGCCUAUCAAAGCCACCACAUCAAAUGACCCAUUGAUGUCAAUUUUCGUUUUCAAAAUCCUGACAGCUCCCGGAUUAUUAGGCCAUCUAUCAAAAGCAUCAUUGGAUCUGGUGGCUCAAUCGAAUCAACUUUGCACAGUUUUGGAAGUGAUUCGGAAAGAGGAGAGCUCAGUGAGAAGUUUGCAUCCAAUUCGAGCGUUGAACUUGAUUGGGAAUCUUUGCCAUUUAGGACACAUGAACUAUCUGUUACUCGUCGAGGAUUUACUCGACUGGACGUGGACACUGAACUCGUUGAUGGGGAUUUGUUCAUCAGCAAUUGUUGGCAAGCUCGAAAAAUGCAGUCGAACGCAUUGGCAUCCGGUUUUCGGCAACUAUAAAGUUCGACUCGAUUCGGGAAACGAAGGUUCACUCUCGCAUGUUACCAAACAAUUGCACUACCUCUGGGGCAGACAUCUCACCAAUUGCCUCUUUGGAAAGGUGUUGCCAAGCGUGGAUUCCUCUUCCGAUUCGAAAAGCUUCAAGGCAGAAGCCACUGAGAUUGGACAUUCCAUUCAAAAACUCUGGAAAAAACUUGGCGGAAUGGGCUUGUCAGAGAGUUCAGCCGUCUCUCUUAAUGAUCCUCUCUCGAUGACAACACUUGUUUGUCAACUCUAUAUGAAUGCUCUCAACACAUUUACGAAUCUGAAAUCCGAGAUUUUAUCUGGUCUAUGUCGAGAGGAUGCACUGCUGGGACAACUUUGGUCAUACUUGAGGCAAUGGGGCGGAAGCUCAUCGUUGAGCGGAAGCAAUGGGCCUCUAGCGACGUCACUCUCAUUUUUCGCCUCCGAUCCAACAACACCGCAUCUCAACCCACUGCAUCUCUUUUGUGAUGCCACCGCUUUGACAAUAUCAAUUCUUGACGAAGAAGAGAUGUACGAGAAGGGCACCCCGUUCUCUCAACCGCAACUCGCCGCUAUCGCUCGCCUCACGAAUCUUUUCUGCUUUCGAGCCGUGUGGAAUGGAUUGUUAAUCAACAAAAAUGGUCUACCUUUGUUCGAAUCGGUUCACAAUCUGAACAGUCUCCUCUAUGCUCGCGAUUCGCGUCGAUCAUUCACAAACGACUCGAAAUUUUGGAUAGCACCUGAUGCGAAAAGUUCGACGCUGAUUAGCGAGUUCGAGAGAAAAACGGAGAGGGGUAUCUUUUUGAUGAGAAGAAUGAGCCAUUUGAUUUCUCUGAAAGAACGCAUGGUUCUAUUCAGAAAGAUCGUUCUUCUUGAUAAGGGCUCACGUUCACAACCCGCAACUUUGGUGACUGUUUGUCGAUCAAGACUGGUCGAGGAUGGGUACAGGCAGCUGUCUAUGCUGUCACCAAAUGCUUUGCGACAUACGAUCCGUGUGAAAUUCGUCAAUCAGCAGGGACUAGACGAGGCGGGAAUUGAUCAAGAUGGCGUGUUUAAAGAAUUCCUAGAGCUCACCUUGAAACAAGUCUUCGAUCCAGCGCUGAAUCUGUUCAAGAGCAGUUCCACCGGUCAUCUCUAUCCUUCGUCCACUUCAUCAAUAAACGAAGAACACCUUGCUUUGUUCACAUUCGUCGGGCGAUUGUUGGCUAAAGCUGUUUAUGAGGGAAUCGUUGUUGAUGUGCAAUUGGCGCCAGUUUUGUUGGCAACGGUUCUUGGCUCUGGUCAUUUGUCCUCUUUCGAUGAGUUGGCCAACUUUGACCCUGAGCUUUACAAGAAUUUGACUUACGUGAAAAGGUAUACCGACUCUGCUGAUGUGUCCGAUUUGGCGCUCACCUUUUCAAUUGAUGAGGAUUUCCUGGGAAAAGUGAAUACCGUUGAUUUGGUGCCCGGUGGAAGAGCUUUACCUGUCACAAAUGAGAACAAAAUCAGCUACAUUCACAAGAUGGCCAAGUAUCGCGUCUACACACAAACGAGACAUCAGCAAAAGGCUUUUGUUGAUGGCUUCCAAUCGGUGCUGAACCCGGAGUGGCUGUUUUUGUUCGCCCCACAUGAGCUUCAGCAUUUGAUUUCGGGAACAACGACUGACAUCGAUUUGCAAGAUCUUCGGAAGCACGUCCAAUAUUAUGGCGGAUUUCACUCAAAUCAUCGACUCAUCAAAUGGUUGUGGCAGAUUUUGGAGAGCGAUUUUAGCGCCGAGGAGAGAAGACUUUUCUUAAAGUUUGUCACCUCUUGUUCUCGGGGUCCAUUGCUUGGCUUUGCCUAUCUUGAGCCGCCGUUCUCAAUUCGUUGUGUCGAGGUUUCGGAUGAUUUGGAUCAAGGUGACACACUGGCGUCGGUGGUUCGAGGCUUUUUGGCCAUCAAACGAAAGGAGGCUCCGUCACGUUUACCCACCGCUUCAACUUGCUUCAACUUAUUGAAACUGCCGAACUACUCAAAAAAGAGCACUCUUUUGCAGAAGCUUCGUUACGCGAUUCACUCGGAAACCGGUUUUGAACUCAGC
Messenger RNA from Mesorhabditis belari, 2739 nucleotides. Lineage: Eukaryota; Metazoa; Nematoda; Chromadorea; Rhabditida; Rhabditidae. The record is from the annotation of a GenBank genome assembly.